CUCCCGUCUCCUCCCCGGCCUCUCCCUCAACUCUCUCCACCCCUCGUGCUCUCCGCCCUGCUGUGCUCCCUUCAGUCCCUCUCCGCCGGUUCCACCCAGGUCGCUGCCGGCUGUCUGUGAGCUGGACGGGGUGGCGGCUGCUUCUCUCCGAUAAAGUUUCUCAGGGGCCGGGGAGGGGAGCGGCGGCCCGGACGGCAGAGGCGCCCAGUUGUCGCCGCCCGGCUGAGAGAAAGGUCCGGCCGCCUGAGCCCUGCGCCGCCGCGCCGCCGGGAGCGUCUGCCCUGUGUCCCGACUCCCCUGUCCUGCGGGGCCGGUAAGACCUACAGUUUUCUGUUGAUGUGGAGACUUAGGAUACCUCCAACUUUCCAGAGUUUCCAGAAGGGAAUUUUGGAUUGAAACUGGAAGAGCAAAAUAACCACAGCUAUGUUGUGCUGGGGAAAUGCAUCCUUUGGACAAUUAGGUUUGGGUGGAAUUGAUGAAGAAAUUGUGCUAGAGCCCAGAAAAAGUGACUUUUUUGUAAAUAAAAAGGUGCGUGAUGUGGGAUGUGGGCUCAGACACACUGUGUUUGUUCUGGAUGAUGGAACUGUGUACACCUGUGGCUGUAACGAUCUGGGGCAGCUGGGUCAUGAGAAGUCCAGAAAGAAACCAGAGCAGGUUGUUGCCCUGGAUGCCCAAAAUAUUGUAGCUGUUUCAUGUGGAGAAGCUCACACAUUAGCUCUUAAUGACAAGGGCCAGGUGUAUGCUUGGGGUCUCGAUUCUGAUGGACAACUUGGCCUACUAGGAUCAGAGGAAUGUAUCAGAGUGCCCAGAAAUAUUAAAAGUUUGUCAGAUAUCCAAAUAGCACAGGUUGCUUGUGGUUAUUACCAUUCACUUGCGCUUUCUAAAGCAAGUGAAGUUUUCUGUUGGGGACAGAAUAAAUACGGCCAGUUGGGUUUAGGCAUUGACUGUAAAAAGCAGACAUCACCACAGCUGAUUAAGUCUUUGCUAGGAAUUCCAUUCAUGCAAGUUGCAGCAGGAGGAGCACAUAGUUUUGUACUCACACUUUCUGGAGCUAUCUUUGGAUGGGGACGCAACAAGUUUGGUCAGCUAGGUCUUAAUGAUGAGAAUGAUAGGUAUGUUCCUAAUUUACUGAAGUCGCUAAGAUCUCAGAAAAUUGUUUAUAUUUGUUGUGGAGAAGAUCAUACUGCUGCACUAACUAAGGAAGGUGGAGUAUUUACUUUUGGAGCUGGAGGGUAUGGUCAGUUGGGUCAUAAUUCCACCAGUCAUGAGAUUAACCCAAGAAAAGUUUUUGAACUUAUGGGAAGCAUUGUCACUCAGAUUGCUUGUGGAAGGCAGCAUACUUCUGCUUUUGUUCCUUCAUCAGGAAGAAUUUAUUCUUUUGGGCUUGGAGGAAAUGGACAGCUGGGAACUGGUUCAACAAGCAAUAGGAAAAGUCCGUUCACUGUAAAAGGAAAUUGGUUUCCAUACAAUGGGCAGUGUCCUCCAGAUAUUGAUUCUGAAGAAUAUUUCUGUGUAAAAAGAAUUUUCUCAGGUGGAGAUCAAAGCUUUUCACAUUACUCUAGUCCCCAGAACUGUGGGCCACCAGAUGACUUCAGAUGUCCUGAUCCUUCAAAGCAGAUUUGGACAGUGAAUGAAGCUAUAAUUCAAAAAUGGCUAAGUUACCCUUCUGGAAGGUUUCCUGUGGAAAUAGCAAAUGAGAUAGAUGGAACAUUUUCCUCAUGUGCUUGCCUAAAUGGAAGUUUUUUAGCUAUUAGCAAUGAUGAUCAUUAUAGAACAGGCACCAGGUUUUCGGGAGUUGAUAUGAAUGCUGCUAGGCUUUUAUUCCAUAAACUCAUACAGCCCGAGCACCCUCAGCUAUCUCAGCAGGUGGCAGCUAGUUUGGAAAAGAAUCUUAUACCUAAGUUGACUAGCUCCUUACCUGAUGUUGAAGCAUUGAGGUUUUAUCUUACUCUACCGGAAUGUCCUCUGAUGAGUGAUUCCAACAAUUUCACAACAAUAGCCAUUCCCUUUGGUACAGCUCUUGUGAACCUAGAAAAGGCUCCACUGAAAGUACUUGAAAACUGGUGGUCGGUACUUGAACCUCCACUAUUCCUCAAGAUAGUGGAACUUUUUAAGGAGGUUGUAGUACAUCUUCUGAAACUCUGCAAGAUCGGCAUUCCCCCUUCUGAAAGAAGAAUUUUCAACAGUUUUCUUCAUACUGCAUUAAAGGUUUUAGAAAUAUUACAUAGGGUAAAUGAGAAAACAGGACAGAUUAUACAAUAUGAUAAAUUUUAUAUACAUGAGGUUCAAGAAUUGAUGGACAUACGGAAUGAUUAUAUCAACUGGGUCCAGCAGCAGGCCUAUGGGAUGGAUGUCAGCCAUGGAUUAACUGAGUUGGCAGAUAUCCCUGUUACAAUCUGUACAUACCCAUUUGUAUUUGAUGCCCAAGCAAAAACUACUUUGUUACAAACGGAUGCAGUUUUACAGAUGCAGAUGGCUAUUGACCAGGCCCACAGACAGAAUGUCUCCUCUCUUUUUCUCCCAGUGAUUGAAUCUGUGAAUCCCUGCUUAAUUCUAGUGGUGCGUAGAGAAAAUAUUGUAGGAGAUGCAAUGGAAGUCCUUAGGAAAACAAAGAACAUAGAUUACAAAAAACCACUCAAGGUUAUAUUUGUUGGAGAAGAUGCUGUGGAUGCAGGUGGGGUUCGCAAAGAAUUUUUCCUGCUCAUCAUGAGGGAGUUACUGGACCCUAAGUACGGCAUGUUUAGAUAUUAUGAAGAUUCCAGGCUUAUUUGGUUUUCUGAUAAGACAUUUGAAGAUAGUGAUUUAUUCCACUUAAUUGGUGUUAUCUGUGGAUUAGCAAUUUAUAAUUUUACUAUUGUGGAUCUGCAUUUUCCCUUGGCCUUAUAUAAAAAACUGCUGAAAAAGAAACCAUCCCUGGAUGAUUUAAAAGAAUUAAUGCCUGAUGUUGGGAGAAGCAUGCAACAAUUACUAGAUUAUCCAGAAGAUGAUAUAGAGGAAACAUUUUGUCUAAAUUUUACGAUCACAGUUGAAAACUUUGGUGCGACAGAAGUGAAGGAGCUGGUUCUGAACGGUGCAGACACAGCUGUGAACAGGCAGAACCGGCAGGAGUUUGUUGAUGCAUAUGUGGAUUAUAUAUUCAAUAAAUCAGUGGCUUCAUUAUUUGACGCUUUCCAUGCGGGUUUUCACAAAGUCUGUGGAGGAAAAGUUCUUCUGCUUUUCCAGCCUAAUGAACUACAAGCCAUGGUUAUUGGAAACACAAAUUAUGAUUGGAAGGAACUGGAAAAGAAUACAGAAUACAAAGGGGAAUACUGGGCAGAACAUCCUACGAUAAAAAUUUUUUGGGAAGUAUUUCAUGAACUACCACUGGAGAAGAAAAAACAGUUUCUGUUGUUUCUGACAGGAAGUGAUCGAAUCCCCAUUCUCGGUAUGAAGAGCCUGAAGCUGGUCAUCCAGCCGACCGGAGGCGGUGAGGAGUAUCUCCCGGUUUCUCACACCUGCUUUAAUCUUCUUGAUCUUCCAAAGUAUACAGAGAAAGAAACCCUACGCUCUAAACUGAUCCAAGCCAUUGAUCACAACGAAGGCUUCAGUUUAAUAUAACUUGGAAUUACAUACUAUUCAGCUCAGUGCAAAAGCAUUAAACUCAUUUUUCUUGUGGUGAUGAAUUCAGCAGUGUCACAGGUACUAUUACUACAGUUCUUACUUGCAAAACGUUUGAUGCUGUAUUCAUGAAAGCCAAAAAAAUUCUAAAAUGAUUAAACUUAAUACUGAAUUGUACAGAACCAUGAUUUUUCCCCCAUCUUCACAAGUACACCAUUGUGAAUACAUUAAAGUUUUACUAACGUGCUUUAAGAUUGAGUAUUUCAGAAAUGGUCUGAUGUGUGAGUGCAUGGAAAUGUUAUUUUCCAAUCACCAGGUGAAAACCCUUUAACUUCAUCUGGAGUAGGCAUUUGAUUAUUUUUCCAUCUUGUAAAUAAUGUUAAGUUUUGUAAUAAAAUAGUUAUGUUCUGGUACCAGUACCGUUUCCAUGGUUAUAAUUGAACUGAGAUGACUUUUAAAGGUUUAAAACUAAUGAUUUAAUCUUAUCUGAGCUUCUAUAAAAAGGAGAAAAGCAUGGUAGUCUCCCCCCCCUUUUUUUUGCUAGAAUGAAUGACAUCUGUGCAAACCUAAAUUACAGGUGGGAAUUACACUAGGCAACUCGUAGUUCCUCCCUCUGUGAACCGUGAGGUGCUGGUGGGCUGCAGGCCGGAAGAAUUUUGUCUCCACAGUUGCCAGUAAUGGAGACGACGGCCACUGAGAACCAGGCACUGGCUGAUAGCUUCCAGAACUAUGAUGCUGCAGGUUAACACUUAGUCCAUUGUUAGCGCUCCAGAACUAUAUCCUGAAAUUUUCAGUAACAGAUUUUAACAGUUUUAUGGUGCUGAUGCUUGGUUAUCUCAUGUCAUUAAACUGUGUGUUGAUGCAAUACAUGUGACUUUCUGCUAUAAUGCAAAUAUUUAUUUUUUAAAUUUAUAAAAAUAUGCCGUGAAAACUUUAAAUAAUAAAGAUUUAUUGGUUUAAUAUUUAAACUUUCA
Octodon degus (degu) is the source of this 4571-nucleotide messenger RNA. It is a transcript of the gene Herc4, whose product is annotated as HECT and RLD domain containing E3 ubiquitin protein ligase 4. The transcript is spliced from 26 exons. Gene Ontology annotation, molecular function: ubiquitin-protein transferase activity. The record is from RefSeq and is a predicted model, not a curated record. NCBI's taxonomy places the organism in Eukaryota, Metazoa, Chordata, Mammalia, Rodentia, Octodontidae. Bases 424 to 3597 code for a protein of 1057 amino acids.